Molecule: messenger RNA, 2101 nt
Organism: Durotheca rogersii
Lineage: Eukaryota; Fungi; Ascomycota; Sordariomycetes; Xylariales; Xylariaceae
Product: DUF1752-domain-containing protein
Exons: 2
Coding region: 144-1898 (584 amino acids)
Biological process (GO): regulation of nitrogen utilization; negative regulation of transcription by RNA polymerase II; mitochondria-nucleus signaling pathway
Cellular component (GO): cytoplasm
Source: RefSeq, a predicted model, not a curated record
CUGCCCCGGCCGGUCCUCGAACGAGCAGCACGAGUUCUACCGACACCGACAUUCGCGGUCGGCAUCGCGAAACCGCUGCCACCAUAUCCUCCACAACACCCUGACUGUCUGCUCGAGCAGCCGAGCGUUCGCCCAGAACAAAGAUGCCUGGCAAAGCCGAAGGGUUGGUCCUGACCGUGGAUCCCAACGUCAUCCACAAGGUCGACACGAACAAUGCCCAGAACCUCUUCAGCAUGUGGACCGUGUUUUCCCGAUGUGCCGACUCCGUCGAGCAGGGUCGAAGACUAGAGAACCUGAGCUGGCGGUUAUGGAACAGGGAGACCUUCUGCUGCGAGGCCAAGGCCUUAUCUGCUGCCGCCGCCGCCGCCAGCGCCACCGUCACAUUGCCCAAGGACAUCCCGGAGCAGCAGCGAAUACCUGACGUCCCCCAAUUGUCGGGCAGCGUCGAUUCCGUCGUUGACGAGGAAGCCAUCGACCUGACCACCAUCUCCGACCCCGUGGAGAUCGUCCGCCCGCGCAUCGUCCGACAAGACUCCUGUGCUAGCAGCCGGAGCCGUGGUCGUGAGCGUCACAUAACCUCGGACCAUCUCGAGAAGAUGGUCGUCUCUAUUAUACAGGAGAGGGAGCCGAACCUGGCGCCGCUCUCUGACACGAGCUCUGCUUCCGUCGAGUCGUCCGACGUUGAACACACUCAGUCAUCCUGCCCCGAGACCGAGCAGACCCCUACCACCCCGACCACCGAGUCUACCUGCCAGUCCACCGACGCCUCCUUACAAUCUCUAUCGCAGCCCAAGACCCCGGAAACCCCUGCCACGACCGUCGUGCGAGGGUUCUCGCCGUCAGAGGCUCCGUUGUUCCGUGCCUCCCACGAGCUGAAGAUGGCGAAGCCGGACCCGAUCCCUGAGCCGCGGGCUUCGCCUGCCCCGAAACUGGUGCAGUCCAAGAAGGUCCCCCAAUUUAAGCCCGGUGACUCUUCUAGCAACGAGUCCGCGCCUCGGAGCCUGGAGGUUCGCCAGCCCCUCGCCCCCCCGCAACCUCCUAAGAGGAAGAUGUUCGAGGUUGGGAUGGGCUCGUCCGGGGAAGACGAGGCCUCGUCGCUGAAGAGUGCCAUGCACUCCCGGCAGGUCUCUCUGCUCGGUCUACAGAAGAAGCAGGCCCCGUUCAACCACCAAGUCACCACGCGAACCAUCCAAUCCAUGAGCGACCAUUCGGACAGCUAUAUGGAUGAGAGCGCCAUCGACGACGAUGACGAGGACUCGGAAUGGGAGGACUCGAACGAGGAGAGCGGAAAGUCGAGCGUGGACGACGCUGUGACGUUCAAGAGGUACCCGUCCAAGGCUAACCUGACCUCUCGAAGGUCGUUGAUCAGCCUCAUGAUCGCCGAUCAGGAAGAGCGAACCAAGGGUCUCAGCAAUUACGCGUCUCACUCUACCCCUGCCAUUCCCCAACGCGCCCGAGCGCUGCACAACGUUGGCAAGAUGGCCCUCGUCUCUUCGCCGAACGACUCUGACCAUGGCCUGGAGAUGAGACGAGGACUCCGCCCCACGCCUCUGAAGCCCAUCAACGAGAACUGUAGGCCUGGAGCGCAGCCGAUCACGACGAACGUGCAGCACCACUGCCAAAACGCAGCUCUAUCGCCUAGGACUACUAGGAGGAACAUGUUAGCUACAGAGUUGACCGAAUCGCUCCGGCGCCAGCUCCUGUGGGAACGGCAGCAGAAGACCUCGACCGCGAACGCGGUCUUGAAGAGGCGCCACACCUCCCUCGACGUGGCCAACCUUAAGCAGUAUCCCGAGAAGGUGUACUUGGCCAAAGGGAAGGACGAACAGGAACCCAGCAGCUGGAACCAAUACUUCAGUCGCGACGACUGCGGCGGAUACCACGCCCAAGGCUGGUAAAUAAAGCCACCUUUUUUUUUUAUAAUUCGAGCCACAAUGCCGGGCAACCGAGCUUGCUGGCUAAAACACCCGACGGCAGACAUGAAACUGCCUUGUACAUUUCUGUUUCGGUUUUCUUUUCUUUUCGAAGCAUGGCGAGGCGGCAGUCAUACGGUACCGAUUUCAUUCAUGAGGCUGGCGUUUAAUGAUGUUUCCUAAUGACG